Messenger RNA from Chlorella variabilis, 2868 nucleotides. RefSeq lists its product as hypothetical. Lineage: Eukaryota; Viridiplantae; Chlorophyta; Trebouxiophyceae; Chlorellales; Chlorellaceae. Gene Ontology annotation, molecular function: ATP binding; RNA binding; RNA helicase activity. The annotation marks the transcript as partial. The record is from RefSeq and is a predicted model, not a curated record. Gene Ontology annotation, biological process: maturation of 5.8S rRNA; RNA catabolic process. Gene Ontology annotation, cellular component: nucleus. The transcript is spliced from 31 exons.
GAACACACCCCUGCCCCGCCCUCCACUGCAGGCACAAUCGAGGCGCCGAGAUGGGGUGGCCCACUGGCCAAGCAGUACCCUUUCGUACUGGACCCCUUCCAGACAGCCGCCAUCGCAUGCAUCGAGCGUCGCGAGUCGGUGCUGGUGGCCGCCCACACCUCGGCCGGAAAGACGGUGGUUGCCGAAUACGCGAUUGCCAAGGCGUUUGCGCAGGACGGGCAGCGCGUGGUGUACACCUCCCCUCUCAAGGCCUUGUCCAACCAAAAGUACCGGGAGCUGGCGGAGGAGUUUGGGGACGUGGGCCUGAUGACGGGCGACGUGACCCUGAACCCCACCGCGCGCUGCAUCGUCAUGACCACCGAAAUCCUGCGCUCGAUGAUCUACCGCGCCUCAGAGUUCCUCAGGGACAUUGCGUGGGUGGUGUUUGACGAGGUGCACUACAUGCAGGACCGGGAGCGGGGCGUGGUGUGGGAGGAAACGAUGAUCUUCAUGCCCAAGACAAGCCGCAUGGUGUUCCUGAGCGCCACCCUGCCCAACGCCUUUGAGUUUGCCCAGUGGGUGUCCUACCUCCACACCCAGCCCUGCCACGUCGUCUACACAGGCGCGCCGGACUACCGCCCCACCCCGCUGCUGCACUAUGCUUUCCCUUCCGGCGGCAAGGGCCUGUACCUGUUGGUGGAUGAGCGGGGCAACUUCCGAGACGAAAAUUUCGCCAAGCUGCGGCGGGUGGGUGCUGCCGGGCGGCGCCUGCACCGCCGCAAGUCGGGCGGGCGCGGCUUCGGUGGGGAAGGAAAGGACGGCAAGCAGCAGGGCCCCAGCACCAGCGAGGACCUGCAGAAGCUUGUCAAACUCAUAAAGGACAGGAGCUAUGAGCCGGCCAUCGUGUUCAGCUUCAGCCGCAGGGAGUGCGAGCUGUACGCCAACGAUCUCUUCAAGAAGGCCAAGGAGGAGAAGGAUGCUGUGGCCGAGGUGUUCAAUUCUGCGAUCCAGUGCCUCAAGGAGGAGGACCGCUCCCUGCCCUUCAUCACAGCCAUGCUGGCCAUGCUGCAGGCGGGCAUCGGCGUGCACCACAGCGGCCUGCUGCCUAUCCUCAAAGAGCUUGUGGAGAUCCUUUUUGGGGAGCAGCUGAUCAAGUGCCUGUUCAGCACCGAGACCUUCGCCAUGGGCCUCAACAUGCCCGCCAGGACCUGCGUCUUCACCGCUCUGCGCAAGUGGGACGGCGAGGAGAACAGGUGGAUAGGCAGCGGCGAGUACAUCCAGAUGAGCGGGCGGGCAGGGCGGCGCGGCAAGGACGACAGGGGGCUGGUGUUCCUGAUGGUGGACGGCGCCCUGGACGAGCCCACUGCCAAGUCCAUGAUGCAGGGCAAGGCCAGCCCGCUGCUUUCCAGCUUCAAGCUUUCGUACUAUACCGUGCUCAAUCUGAUGCGGCGCCUGGAGGACACGGAGUACGACAUGGAGUAUGUUAUCGGCAAGUCGUUCAGCCAGUUCCAGCACGAGAGGCAGCUGCCGCAGCUCGAGAGCCGGCUCAAGGCGAUUGAGAGCGAAUCGACGGCCAUCACAGCAGCCACCGACGCGGCGGCAGAGGAGUACAGCGCCGGCAAGCAGGACCUGGAGGAGCAGCUGGCGGUGGUGCGGGCGGCCAUGCAGCAGCCGCAGCACUGCGUGCACUUUUUGCGCCCGGGGCGCAUCGUGCGGGUGACGGAAGGCGCGCGGCAGUGGGGCUUUGGCGUGGUGGUCUCCGCCUUCCGCAAGCAGCCGCAGGAGCGGCAGGGGGUAUCCGAGGCGGCGGCGGCGGCAUACGUGGUUGACACCCUGCUGUGCUGCGCCGCUCCCUCUGGUGCAAACGGCGGCAGCAACGGCGGCGGCGGUGAGCCCACGCCGGCGGACCUGGCGGCAGAGAAUGCGGAGAUGCAGGUAAUCCCCGUGCCCCUGCCCCUCAUCACCGAGAUCUGCACACUGCGCAUCUCCAUACCGGGAGACCUGCGGCCUGCAGAGUCGCGCAAAGCGGUGCUGCUGACGCUGCGGGAGCUGUCCCUGAAGUAUGCUGGGGGGCAGCUGCCGCUGCUGGACCCGGUAGCAGACAUGGGGGUGCAGGACGGCAAGGUGGCUGCCGCGCUGGAUGCGGCGGCGGCGAUACGGCGGCGGCUGGCCGGCAACCCGCUGUGGCAGCAGGGCGGCGGCGACCCCUCGCAGAUAGAGGCCCUGCGGCGCAAGUCGGAGCUGAGCCAGGAGGCGGCGGGCAUCAAGCGGCGCAUGCGGGAGAGCCAGCUCAGCAGCUUCAAGCUGGAGAGCCGCCAGCGCAGCGCCGUGCUGCGCAAGCUGGGCUUCAUUGAUGCCGGGGGCAUGGUGCAGCCCAAGGGGCGGGUAGCCUGCGAGAUCGAUGCCGCGGACGAGCUGCUGACCGCCGAGCUGCUGGUCAACGGCACCUUUGGCGGGCUGGACAAGCACCAGCUGGUGGCCCUGGUCUCCUGCCUGGUCCCCGUUGACCGCACCAACGAGAAGGUGAAGCUGUCGGCGCAGAUGGCGGCGCCGCUGGGCCAGCUGCAGGCGGUGGCGCGCCACAUCGCCGAGGUUUCUAACGAGUGUGGGCUGGAGGUGGAUGCAGAUGAGUAUGUGGAGAGCUUCCGGCCGAGCCUGAUGGAUGUGAUUUAUGGAUGGAGCAAGGGGGCUUCGUUUGGGGAGGUGUGCGGCAUGACCGACAUCUUCGAGGGCAGCAUCAUCAGGGCAACUCGGCGCCUGGACGAGCUGAUGCAGCAGCUGGAGGCUGCGGCGGCGGUGGUGGGGGAGAAGGAGCUGGCGGCCAAGUUUGGGGCCAGCCGGGACACGAUCCGGCGGGACAUCAUCUUUGCCGCCUCGCUGUACAUCUGA